CGUGGUUGGGUCAGUGUUAGAUCCGAGAGGAUCUGAGCUCCGGUAGCAACUGCUGGUAAUUUAACAGCAGUGCAGCAAUGAGAGAGAGAGAAAGCUUGGACAGCUGAUCGCUGAGUAAAGAGGUUGAAGGAACAUGUGAGCGGUGAACAGAGCCCCUGAAGAGCUGCAGCGGUUGAAAUACACAGUGCAGGAGACCCGGGAGCAUGAGGAGGGGAAGCCACUGUAAAGUUUAAACAGGGGCCAGCAGGAAUUCCAGCAUCUAGCAAAUGUGUGCUUCGAAUAGCUUGAUCAUGUGGCGUUGCAGGAGCUGCUGAUUGUUGAGAGCGUGGAUUGGAAGCUCCCAGUACAUAGAGAGAUAAGAGAUUACCCCCCUCCCCCGUGCGUGUCUCUCUCUCACACACACACACACACACACAGGCUCUCUGACUGACCUCCAGUUUAUCCUGCGCUUGUGUCCCUUCAUCCUGUGCCGAGCACCGAGACAUGUUUGACACUGAAUGUGAGAUCUGGGAAGAGGGAGAAUAUGGAGAAAUCAAGUAGUGAGGAGUUUUCAAUCCACCGGAGCCCCUCUGUGGAGAGCAGAGACUCGGAGGUUGGAAAAGCCUCCACGUCUGGACAGCAGUUUGGUCGUGGAUUUACGGCUGGGGCUUUCUAUGGCAACUCCGGCAGCCGCAGCAAGGAGCCAGCGGGACCCGGUGUCAACAGGGACAGAUACACCGCCCCUAAAGGCAGCAAGUAUGUGGUGUUUUACCUCGACCUGUCCUUUGUUUUUCUCCUAGAAUUCCAAAAGUGCAACAUGGCAAGAGGCUGUUUGUGUUGUCUGAAGUACUUGAUGUUUCUUUUCAACCUGAUCUUUUGGCUCUGUGGCUGUGGACUCCUGGGAGUGGGAAUAUGGCUGUCAGCUACACAAGGCAGCUUCGCCACCUUAGCACCGAGUCUGCCUUCGCUCUCAGCUGCCAACCUGCUCAUUGCCAUUGGGACCAUUGUGAUGGUGGUCGGAUUUCUGGGGUGUCUCGGUGCCAUCAAGGAAAGCAAGUGCCUCCUUUUAAGUUUUUUCAUUGUCCUGCUGAUCAUUUUCUUUAUGGAGCUGAUCCUCGUCAUUCUGUUCUUCGUGUACAGGACAGAGGUAGCAGAGUAUGCACGUGGGGAUCUGAAGUUGGGCCUGAGACUAUACGAAUCAGAGGGAAAUAUUGGACUGACUAACGCAUGGAACAUCAUUCAGACAGAGUAUGAGUGCUGCGGUGUUGACAAUGCAACAGAUUGGCAUAACAUACUGGGUGGUAACAAAGUCCCUGAUUCCUGCUGUCAGGAAUACAGCAGAGGGUGUGGAGAGGUCAAUCCCAGCAAGUGGUUUGUGCAGGGUUGCUAUGACACGAUUGAGACGUUGCUUGAGAAGCAAACAGCUGUGAUUGGCUCGAUAGUGAUGUCCAUUGUGGUGAUUCAGAUCCUUGGAAUGGCUUUCUCAAUGACGUUGUUCCAUCAGAUCUCCAGAACUGGUAAAAAGUACAAAGCCUAAUCUUGGUUGGAUGAUGAUUCGAUGCCCUCACAAUAUCACGAAGCAUUCUUCUGAAGCUCGGAGCUUUGUCUGCCAGGCACAGUUCUAGUCAUCCUCUGAACUGGGAAACCUGCUCCGAUGGCUCCUUAAUCUUUUGCCAAAGAAUUAUAAAGCGCUAAACACCGUCAGUUUCUCUCUGGCAACUCUGCUCACCCAUCUCUCCACUUUGUCCCCUACUCUCCUACUCCGAAAGAUGUAGUGCUGAUUCAGAACCUCCGUUCUUCAUCACAAAAGAGCAGACAAGUACAAAACUCCAUGUUCAACAGGCCACAGCUCUGUUGGUACAGGAAUGUCACUUUGAAAAGGAUUCCAAAGUUAUUCCCACGUGUCGGAGCACAGACACAGUUUUGUUGCCCCGAUCUCUGGCUUGACACCUGGAAAGUUGAUUUUUAACCAUUUCAUUCUUUGUAUGGGAAAGUUUUACUGACGUCUGUCUUGAGUUGCGUUAGGAGAUCACUUGUCUAUAUCAGGUCUGCAAGGGAAGGGGGAGUUUCUCAGGACUUUGCUCAUCUGUCUGAACUGUUCUCUCGGCAAACAGUGCUCCCCAGUGACAGUAACAGUCUACAAGAUAGCAGUCAGAAGAAUUUAUAUCCUUCAUGCAGGUACCUUUUUUUAUAAAACAGGAAUUCUGUAAGUCAGGGUUGACUGUCAGUACUUGCCUGGUGCAGCUCACUACUAACCAACAGAUGCCAUCUGAGGGGCUAAUAUUUCUCAACAACCUCUCUGAGGUGUAACAGAAAACAAUGACCUAGUCCCUGUGUUGCUGCAACUCACCCUGAACUGCUCAACACAAGCUAUAGUGAGGAAGCUGCUGCGAGGGUAUUGCUGCUUUAUUUCAUGAGCCAGAGUUGAGGUCUGACCAUCAGCAUGUAUUCACUUACUCUUUGCAAAUACAAAUGGAACUUUUUUUUAAUGUAGUUUAGGAAUUGUAUCUUUAAAGUAAAUAAUGGAGCAUUUUUUGUACUGUUUGUACUGUUUUAUAUGGGCUCUUUCUGCUUUAAUGUCACUGCACAAACCACUGUGUGAUCUUUAAAAGCCAAAAAUGCUCAGUGAUGAUAUCUCGUUUGUUGUGAGGACAUUUGCACAGACUAAAGGAUCGAGAUCUGUGUCGAAGGAAGAGCAGAAAUUCAGCAGAUGUUGGGGAUAGCCAAGACUGCCCAGCAAUAGGAAACAGAGUUAAUGUUUUCAGUCAAUGACCUUUCAUCUGAACUGGGAAGAGUUUACAAAGGAACAGGUUUGAACUGGGUGAAAAAAUAGGAAAAAUUUGGGAUGGACUGGAAGACAGCAGCGGUUAAAGCAACAAGAGGUUUCAAAGCCAGAAGGAAUGGUGAUGUGGAAAAUAAUGGGAAAGUUCUGUUUCUCUCCUUGUCACAUUGCAAUUCCCUUUGGAAUCCCACCCCCUUAUCAUUCAGGCUUGUUGGUUUUGUACCCCAUCCCAAACCUUCCCUUCUGUUCAUGUUCCACUCCCAUUCCCCCAAAUUCACCCCAACGUUUUCACCUUCAAUCAUUUAUAACUUUCCCCGUUCUGAUGAAAGGCCAGCUUGUUUAUCGGUUUUGUUCAGAAAGUUGGUGAAGAUUGAGAGUGAAGAGAAUGGCUGGAUUUGAGUGGAGCGGCCAUAUUGCAAGCAAUCUGUCAGUGGUUUAGCACACACAUGUCUAACUGGCUAGUGAAUAUAGAAGAACAGUACAUACUCAAUUCAACAGCUGGUCUCUUGGUGGGGUGGCACGGUGGCUCAGUGGUUAGCACUGCUGCCUUACAGCACUCAAGUCCCAGGUUCGAUUCCAGCCUGGGAUGACUGUCUGUGUGGAGUUUU
Molecule: messenger RNA, 3369 nt
Organism: Chiloscyllium plagiosum (whitespotted bambooshark)
Lineage: Eukaryota; Metazoa; Chordata; Chondrichthyes; Orectolobiformes; Hemiscylliidae
Source: RefSeq, a predicted model, not a curated record